UCCUCUGCGAGAGAGCAUCGUCACGUUCGUUCUAACGGUUGUAAGCAAAGCAAAGAAGCAGCAGCAGCAGAAUGACUGGCCGCGGAAAGGGAGGAAAGGGCUUGGGCAAAGGAGGAGCCAAGCGUCAUCGUAAAGUGCUGCGCGAUAACAUCCAGGGCAUCACCAAGCCAGCCAUCCGUCGUCUGGCUCGCCGUGGCGGUGUGAAGCGUAUCUCCGGGCUGAUCUACGAGGAAACGCGUGGUGUGCUGAAGGUGUUCCUCGAGAACGUGAUCCGCGAUGCCGUCACCUACACGGAACACGCCAAGCGCAAGACCGUCACGGCCAUGGAUGUGGUGUACGCUCUGAAGCGCCAGGGCCGCACUCUCUACGGUUUCGGAGGCUAAGCACUUUCUUCAAGAUCGCUCGCAUCCUCACCAUCAUCAAACAAACGGUCCUUUUCAGGACCACCAA
Molecule: messenger RNA, 450 nt
Organism: Anopheles aquasalis
Lineage: Eukaryota; Metazoa; Arthropoda; Insecta; Diptera; Culicidae
Product: histone H4
Cellular component (GO): nucleosome
Molecular function (GO): DNA binding; structural constituent of chromatin; protein heterodimerization activity
Source: RefSeq, a predicted model, not a curated record